Messenger RNA from Dictyostelium discoideum AX4, 2163 nucleotides. RefSeq lists its product as hypothetical. The transcript has 2 exons. The coding region runs from base 1 to 2163 and encodes 720 amino acids. The record is from RefSeq and is a predicted model, not a curated record. Lineage: Eukaryota; Evosea; Eumycetozoa; Dictyosteliales; Dictyosteliaceae.
AUGGCAACAACAUUAUUUUCAUUAUUGGAUUUAUUGGCUUCAAGAUUUAGAUCAGAUUCACAAGAAGGACAAGAUUCACAAGAGGGAGAGAAUACAAGCGCACUUUCAAUUCAAGUUUCUGAAUCAGAACCACAAUCUCAACCACGUUCAAGAUCACAUACAGAAGUUUCAAGACCUCCAAAUUUACCAACUAAUAAUAAUAAUCAUAAUAAUAAUCCUAAUAGAGUUGUUAGACCUAAUAGAUCACCAAUUCAAACAAGACAACAAAGAUCACAUACAACAGCAUUAGAUCCAAAUGGAUUACCACCUGGUGUAGGUGUUGAUCCAAAUCUUUUAUCUGCACAAACUAGGCAACAAAGAUCAGGUUCUCAAUUACGUCCAAAUAAUAUCAAUAGAGAUCCAUCAAGAAGAAAUUCAACAAAUUUACCAAGAAGACCGGUAUCAACAACUUUACAACCAAUUAAUAAUACUACCACCACAACCACUACACCAACUACAACAAGCGCUACUACAAAAACUGAAACUUUAGAGGUACCAACAAUUCCAAUUGAUAAUAAUAAUAAUAAUGAAAAUGAACAACCAAAAUCAAUAACAUUACAAGUUCCAACAAUUGUUGAAUUACAAACACCAAUACAAGAAGAAAUUAAUUUAGAAAAAGAGAAAAUUGGACCAUCACCAAUUCCAAACUUUAAUACACCAAGUAAUUUAUUAAAUACAUCAUAUGCAGCAGGAACUGUUUUAAUUACACCACCAUUAUUUACACCAAAUGAUCCAAUGAAUUCUUCAAAAGAUGGUAUUGAAAUGAAGGGUUAUGGUGGUGACGGUGAUGACCAAGAUGAAUAUGGUGAUGAAGAUCAAUAUGAUGAAUAUGACGAUGCAGACAGAGAUGAUGAUCAACAAAAUAAAGAAGAUAUUGAACAACCAAUUGAAGCACUUGAAGAGAAAAAAGAACCAGUACCACCAUUUAGUCAUAAAGAAUUCAUAAGAGUAUUUGGUACUUAUUUCCUUAAAAUUCUAGGUCUAACACUUGUAAUUUCAAUUAUGGCUAUUGGUUAUGGUUGUUUUGAAAUAUUUCUUGGUUGUCGUUAUAUUGAUAGUUCAUCAACUACUUGGCCAUAUUGGGCAAUCGUUACCCACUCAAUUAGUCGUACCAUUUUAAAUUUUUCAUUAUGUAUGUUUCCAUACUUUUUAUUAUUAACUUUCUUUGGAUUCCGUGAUACAAUAGUCCCAUUGAUAAUUGGUUUAAUUUCAUCUUCGGGUGCAUCGGCAUGGGCAAUCUAUAACACUGUACAUGAAUUACUUGAUCAAACAUUAGCGCUUUUACCAAGUUAUUUCUUUUUCUGUGUUGCCUUAGUACUCUCUUCACAUUAUAUGGGUAGAAAAAUCAAUAAUCCAACUUUUAGACAUCUUUUUAUGGGUCAAUUUGCUCUUGCUGCCAUCGUACUUGUACUUUAUGAUUUUGCUAUCCUUCCAUGGUAUGUUAAAACCUCAUCAAUUAAUAAAUCGGUUGUACGUAUUUUAAUUCAUCCUGGUUUAUGUGCUAUGGGUUUAUUUGUUGCUCGUGCUUGUUCUUCUCGUAUUAAACCAAAAACUCCAGGUACAAAUGUUUUCCCAGUUUUAAUCUUUAUGUGGUUUUCAACUUAUUAUGGUAGAUUUUUUAAUAGUAAUAUGUCAUUAUUAUUUAUGUCUGGUACAAUGGCAAUUGUUAGUUUAACAGAAUUAUUAUGGAGAACUACAUUAAGACCAAGAGAUAAAAAGAUUAUGAAUGCAAUUUGUGGAUUUUGUUUUAAAAAGAGAUUAACACAUUCUCAAAAUUUUGAUAAAAUUUAUAGAGAUUUUCUACGUCACGAACAAUUGUAUGAAAAUACCUCUAUUUUAACAUCAUGUUUUGUUUAUAUAGCAUUUUAUAAUGUUUUCGAUAAGAGUCAAUUAGAUUAUACAACUUUAUUUUCAAGUAUGGCAAUUCAAUUCUCUUUUGAAUGGGUAACCGAUAUCAUUUCCAUGUACAUUGAAACUAGAAUUUAUAAAAUUGAAGCACUCCAUUGGAAAAAUCCUCCAAAAUAUUUUUAUUUUAUGUUACUUUAUACUUUCUUUUUAGGUAUGUCUUAUUCAACUUCUCGUGUCAUUUUAUUAGGUGAAGGUAAAUGGUUUAAUCAAAGUUAA